GCGAAGGAGAUCCUCUCAAAGGAAUCAAAUGUCCAGGAGGUGAAAUGUCCAGUCACAGUGUGCGGAGAUGUACACGGACAGUUCCAUGAUUUGAUGGAAUUGUUCCGGAUAGGUGGUAAAUCGCCUGAUACAAAUUACUUAUUUAUGGGUGAUUAUGUUGAUCGUGGCUACUAUUCGGUGGAAACCGUCACUUUGCUGGUAGCAUUAAAGGUUCGUUACCGAGAAAGAAUUACAAUUCUGCGUGGCAACCAUGAAUCGCGACAAAUUACGCAAGUUUACGGAUUCUACGAUGAAUGCCUGCGAAAAUAUGGCAAUGCAAAUGUUUGGAAGUACUUUACUGAUUUAUUUGAUUACUUACCAUUGACGGCAUUGGUCGAUGGACAAAUAUUUUGUUUGCAUGGCGGUCUCAGUCCAUCUAUCGAUAGUUUGGAUCAUAUUCGUGCUUUGGAUCGUCUUCAAGAGGUGCCACACGAGGGCCCCAUGUGCGACCUACUAUGGUCUGACCCUGACGAUAGGGGCGGCUGGGGAAUUUCACCACGUGGUGCCGGCUACACAUUUGGUCAGGAUAUUUCGGAAACGUUCAACAACACAAAUGGACUGACACUGGUAUCACGCGCUCAUCAGUUAGUCAUGGAAGGAUAUAAUUGGUGCCAUGAUCGAAAUGUUGUUACAAUAUUCUCAGCGCCAAAUUAUUGCUAUCGCUGCGGCAAUCAGGCGGCUCUAAUGGAAUUAGAUGAUUCACUGAAGUUUUCAUUCCUACAAUUUGACCCAGCACCUCGUCGUGGUGAACCUCACGUUACACGAAGAACACCAGAUUAUUUCCUAUAAGAGAAUUCUUCACACAUUUACAUAUAUUAUACAAACAUUUAUAUAAAUGCAAAAAACAACAGAAAAACAACAAAUACAAAAUUAUUUAUAUAAAUUAAACUCCAACCAUACGAAAUGAUGGAAACAAUAAAAACUAAGUAAAGUGACUGUAGUUGAAGUGAAAGGAUAUAACUGGAAAGUAUAACACCACAGCUAUCAGCAACGAUAAAUAUUUGCUUGCCGAAAUAGGAGCGGCACUAACAAGAUAUCUUGUAAUAUAACAUCAGAUUAAAAAAAAAAAACAUAGAAGUAUGUUUAUUUACUGGCUUUAGUUAUGGCUUGCAAAAGGCAGUCAAAUACGAGAAAAUUUGUUAAGGGCAAAUCUAAAGGACAGCAUACAUAGUCCACUCUUUAGUUAAAUUUAUAAAAGAUCCGCUGGUACAGACUCACACCCAAUUAUCAAUUAACCAUAACAACUAACGCGACGUGAUCAGCGCUAAAGAGAGGCACGCGGAGGAUAAAAAAAUAAAUUUAAUCAAAUAUUCAUACAAAAAACCGAUAAUACACAUAGAAUACAACAAUUAAUAACAUAAAUUAUAAUUUAUUACAAAAAGUUAAAUUAAAAUUUGUAAGAUUGAGAUAACUUCUAGAUAUCACAACUAGACAUAGCCUUGACGCCCAUUUAACUUGUUCAAGGGUAAAUAGGAUCGUUACAUUUAAAAAAAUCAACAAAUGCUAGCAAAAAAAUCUAUGCAUCUUUAAAAAAUUAGCUAAAACAUAGCGAGGUGGCGUGGGCUUGCAAUCUACAAUACAAUCGGAACUGGAACAGAACUGACUAGCGAACGCAAGAUAAACGACAAAGAGUUUGUAGCGUGUAGGGCUUUACACAAAACACAGAUGCA
This is a messenger RNA of Rhagoletis pomonella (apple maggot), 1709 nucleotides long. RefSeq names its product serine/threonine-protein phosphatase PP2A (gene mts). Gene Ontology annotation, molecular function: protein serine/threonine phosphatase activity. Gene Ontology annotation, biological process: mitotic cell cycle; peptidyl-serine dephosphorylation. NCBI's taxonomy places the organism in Eukaryota, Metazoa, Arthropoda, Insecta, Diptera, Tephritidae. Gene Ontology annotation, cellular component: cytosol. The record is from RefSeq and is a predicted model, not a curated record.